Messenger RNA from Dendrobium catenatum, 975 nucleotides. RefSeq names its product microtubule-associated protein RP/EB family member 1C-like. Gene Ontology annotation, cellular component: microtubule plus-end; cytoplasmic microtubule; spindle midzone. Gene Ontology annotation, molecular function: microtubule plus-end binding. The coding region runs from base 1 to 975 and encodes 324 amino acids. The transcript has 6 exons. Lineage: Eukaryota; Viridiplantae; Streptophyta; Magnoliopsida; Asparagales; Orchidaceae. The record is from RefSeq and is a predicted model, not a curated record. Gene Ontology annotation, biological process: thigmotropism; protein localization to microtubule plus-end; spindle assembly.
AUGGCGGCCACCAACAUUGGAAUGAUGGAUGGAGCUUAUUUUGUUGGAAGGAGCGAGAUCCUGGCAUGGAUCAACUCCACCCUCCAACUUAACCUCACUAAAGUAGAAGAGGCGGCGUCUGGUGCAGUACAGUGCCAGUUGAUGGACGCAGUUCAUCCUGGGAUGGUGCCGAUGCAUAAAGUGAACUUCGACGCCAAGAACGAAUACGAGAUGAUCCAGAACUACAAGGUCCUGCAGGAUGUGUUCAACAAGCUUAAGAUCACUAAGCAUAUUGAAGUCAGUAAGCUUGUCAAAGGAAGGCCUCUUGAUAAUCUGGAGUUCAUGCAAUGGAUGAAGAGAUAUUGCGACUCUGUGAAUGGAUGCACGCUUAAGAACUAUAAUGCCUUGGAGAGAAGAGAUUCAUGCAAGGGAGGCAAGGAAGUGAACAAGAAAGUUUCAACCGUACUAACUUCAUCCAAAACUUCUACGAACGCUAGAACCAACUCAUUACAACCCAACAAGAAAAAUGAUACUAGUUCAGCUAAUGCAAUGCAGAAAGCGUCUAAACUUGCCACAACCGCUGAAGUUGAUACCUAUGAUGAGCAGAUUACAGAGAUGAAGUUAUUUGUUGAUAGCCUUGAGAAGGAAAGAGAUUAUUACUAUGCCAAACUUAGAGACAUUGAAAUACUCUGCCAGGGCCCUGACGUCGAGCAUUUGCCGAUAGUUCAAACUAUUCAAGGGAUAUUGUACUCUACAUAUAAUAACGGUUCUGUGAUGGAAGAUGAAGCACAAAUGAUGAUAUCACAAAAAGAACAGCUUUUUCUAAGUCCCAUCUUAGAAAAUUCAGCGGAACAAAUAAAACAGGAAUCACAAAAGAGAAAGAAUAUAUCAAGUCCUGAAUCAGAUAUGUUGUUCAGUUCAACAGCAUCACAAAGGCAACGCCUUUCUGACAUUUCGGAGUUUCAACACUGUGAAUCGCCAUUAACAAACUUCUGA